Glycine soja is the source of this 1466-nucleotide messenger RNA. RefSeq names its product endoglucanase 12-like. Gene Ontology annotation, molecular function: hydrolase activity, hydrolyzing O-glycosyl compounds. The coding region runs from base 1 to 1458 and encodes 485 amino acids. NCBI's taxonomy places the organism in Eukaryota, Viridiplantae, Streptophyta, Magnoliopsida, Fabales, Fabaceae. The transcript has 6 exons. The record is from RefSeq and is a predicted model, not a curated record. Gene Ontology annotation, biological process: carbohydrate metabolic process.
AUGACUCUGAGCAGUGUUGUCUUCAUCUUUAUUGUUCUCCUUUGUUGUUCUUCCCAAAUUCAGAAUGUGGCCUCUGCUGCUGAUUACCGAGAAGCACUCACAAAAUCUUUGUUGUAUUUUGAGGGUCAACGUUCAGGGAAGUUGCCUCCCAACCAGAGACUCAAGUGGAGAGGAGAUUCGGGACUUCAAGAUGGCCAUGAUGCUGGAAUUAACCUUGUGGGUGGAUACUAUGAUGCUGGAGACAACCUGAAGCUAGGGUUUCCAUUGGCAUUCACCAUAACCAUGCUUUCAUGGAGCACAAUAGAGUUCAAGGACCAACUCUCACAACAAAAUGAGCUGCAAAAUGCACUCAACGCCAUUAAAUGGGGAACAGACUAUUUGAUGAAAGCACACCCUCAACCAGACGUGUUGUAUGGAGAAGUUGGCGACCCUAACACAGAUCAUUCGUGCUGGCAAAGGCCAGAGGACAUGACUACUCCCCGUGGCUCCUUAAGGAUUGACGACCAGCAUCCCGGAUCGGAUCUCGCAGCAGAAACUGCGGCCGCUUUGGCCGCUGCUUCAAUUGCAUUCCGAUCCGUGAAUAAAAAAUAUGCAUCCAGUAUGCUACUUCAUGCAACUCAGUUGUUUGACUUUGCAAAUAAUCAUCAAGGCAUGUAUUCAGAUAGUAUCACACCAGCAAAGCAAAUAUAUUCCAGUAGCGGAUACAAGGACGAAUUACUAUGGGCAGCAGCAUGGCUUCAACGUGCCACCAAAAUGCAGAAGUACCUUGAUUACUUGGGUGGAGCAGGCGACACUGGCGGAGUAAGAACAGUAUUUAGUUGGGAUGACAAGUACGUAGGUGCCCAUGUUCUUGCUGCAAAGCUUGUUUUGGAUGGCGAAGUGGGGGCCUCAGGGAUCUGGGCUCAAUAUAAGUCACAGGCAGAGGAAUACAUAUGCUCAUGUGCGCAGAAAUCAAACCAAAAUACGGAUAAAACAGCAGGGGGUCUCUUAUGGUUUUUGCCAUGGAACAAUAAUCAAUAUGUUGCUACUGCAACAUUUGUAAUGUCUGUUUAUUCCAAUUAUCUGUCUUCAAAAGGUGCUUCCCUUCAGUGCAGUGCUGGCAAUGUUACUCCUGAUGAUCUCACUUCUCUUGUCCGUUCUCAGGUUGACUACAUUUUGGGUUCCAACCCCAAAGGUAUAAGUUACAUGGUGGGAUAUGGGCCAAACUUUCCGCAACAAAUUCACCACAGAGGAGCAUCAAUUGUAUCAAUAAAUAUAAAUCAUAACCCAGUAUCAUGUCAAGGUGGCUUUCAAGAGUGGUUCUACAAAAAUGCACCAAACCCUAAUGUAUUGGAAGGUGCAGUUGUGAGUCCAGAUAGAAAUGAUAACUAUGAAGAUAGUAGGAAUAACUAUCAACUAGCCGAGCCAGCAACUGUUACUCUUGCACCUUUAGUGGGUGUUCUUGCACAUCUAGCUUAAUUUGUAAU